This is a messenger RNA of Durusdinium trenchii, 4740 nucleotides long. The record is from the annotation of a GenBank genome assembly. Lineage: Eukaryota; Dinophyceae; Suessiales; Symbiodiniaceae.
AUGUCUCACCCUGAAACACCACAGCGUCAGCCCCGCGUGCCGUUCGUGCCGGAGAAGCCGAUGGCCGGCACGCUGGAUGUUCAUGUCUUGGACUGCUACCAAAUCAAGUCCACAGGCAGCUUCUUCAGCGGCCACCGGCUCUUCAUCAGCGUCAAGGUGGAGGGCAUCGAAAGCAGGAGCCCAGCGGUGGCAGAGGCGUCCGGCUCCGUCGCAUGGGACUUUGCCACGCAACUGCCCUGCCAGGCAAACCUGGAGCUGGUGCUGAAGCGGGAAGGACUUUUCUCUUCUCACUUCGUUGGUGGCUGCACCUUGCCACUCCAGCAAGUCUCCCAGAUCGAGCAGGAGGUGCCUCUCUGGGAUGCCUCUCGCCAAGAGGUGGGCCGUCUGCGGAUCCGUCUCACGCGCGCGCGGGGUUUGAUGAACCGCGCGGGGUCGCAGAUCGCCGGGGUGGAGGGAGCGGCCUCGCACGGGCUGAUGGGUGCAGGUCCUUCGCUCCCGCCCGGCGGCCUGGUGAACCGGGCAAACACCGCUGGCCUGGCGGCGGAGCCGGGCACGGGCGGGCGCUCGGGGCCUCUGGGCUCGCUGGCGAACUAUGGCCGGGCGGCCACCAGCGACAUGGAAAGCCGGCCUGCUUUCGCGAGAGGCUCCAGCCAGACGCUCGCCAACCUGGCAGCUGCCCGUGAGGACGGCAGCCGCCCCGACGCGGUGCGCCGCUCGGGGGAGCUGCUGGCCGAGGUGGACCCUUUCGAUGCCAGUCGGGAGGAGCAUCGACAGAAGCUGGCGCAGGCAGUCGAGCGGCUGAGAUGUGCCUCCGACACAGACUUGUCGGGGCCUUUGGGGCAGCAGGCUUUGCAGGGCUGUGAGGCACGGAUACAGGCCCUCUUCGACGACGCCAUGCAGCGGCGGAACGAGAAGGACACCCAUGGCGCACUUUGGCUGGCGGGGCGGCUGCCCUCCCCAGAGGAGGCGGAGGUGACCUUACAGCUGCGACUGCGCCAGAAGUGGGACCUCCACUCCUUGAAAGAGGCCCUGAACCGGGCGGCCGCGCGACGAGCGGCAGCGGAGCAGGGCGGCACAGAGUUGGAGGAUUUCAUGGAUGCUCUGGAUCUGGCCGAGUUCCACGGCCGCGCCGAGCCUGAGCGCGCGGCCGCGGCGGUGGAGCAGUUGUUGAAGCCGCUGGAGAAACCUUUGGCGGGCACAGUGCAACAGCUGCUUGAGAGGAAUGAACUCGACAAGGCGGAGGCGAUCUUCGGCGCGCUGGGCGCCCGGCGCACGGAGGCGCUCCAGUUGCAGCCCUUGCAGCAGCGGGUGCUGCGGGAGAAGGGGUUGCAGCUGCUAAAGGCCGCGCUUUGGCCCGCGGCCGGGCAGCAUGGCUUCCCCGAGCUCAAGCGCCGCAAGCUGCGCCAUGCCAUGCUGACAGCGCGAAGUGCCAUGGAUGAUCCUGCGAACCGGAAAGCCCUGGGCUCCAUGAUGCUGGAGGUCGCUGGGCCGUGCUUCGCACACUCUACAGAGAGCGCGGCGUGGUUCUUGCGGGCCUAUGGGGAGCUCUUGCCCGAGGAGCAGGUCAAUCCUGCCAUUCAGAGGUUGGUGCGAGAACGCCCUGAUCAGAUUGCGGCCAUCUUGACCGAGACCCAAAAAUUGCUGGAAGAAAUCGGCCGUGAGGUGCCCGAUGGCUUGCUGCCCAGCGAGUGGCAGCAGCUCCACCGAACCGUGCGGGAGGCACUGGCGAAAGGCAACGACGACCAGUUGAAGGUGGCUUGUCAGAAGCUCAUCGACAGCCCGGCAGGUGUCUUCUACAAACGGGAUCUGCAAGAGGUGGUGGGACGUCUCCGGAGUGCCUUCCGGCUGCCCCCGUCCUGGUCGGUGGAGUCGAUGCUGCGAGGUUCUGCUGACAAGCUCUUGGCCAAGAACGAGGUCACUGACGGCACUUUGCUUCGACUCUUCGAUGAGCUCUUGCGAAGCACCGCCCUGCCACACGUGCGCACGCGCGACCGACGAGGCCUACCGCCCAGGAACUUUCGUGCAGUGAAGGCGGUGCAGAUCAUGAAUGCCCCAUGUUGGGCCAGCUACUUGCAGAGGCGCGACCAUGUUCUGCAGCAAUGCCUGAAGGUGAAGGCCCGGAGCGACGCGACCUACUGGCGCGAGGGGCUCAAUGGGGCGCUGAUGACCGACGCGCUCACCGAGCGGAUGGAGGUGAGUGCCUUUACUCCACUGAAGCGUGAGGCCAACGAGUGUUGGCUUUUCCAUGGAACCAGCCACCAUGCAGCGGAGGGCAUCACCACCGACGACUUUGACAUGACCCGAGCGAACCCGGCGGGCCUCUUCGGCGCGGGUGUCUACUUCGCGGAGUCUGUGAGCAAGGCGGAUGAGUAUGUGAAGGGGAAGCACGUGGAUGGUGUAGAGCUCUUCCCAUUGUUGCUCUGUCGGGUGUGCUUAGGCUACAUUUACUACUGCGACCAGCGGAGGCCGUCGGCGCGGGAACUGGAGGAGCACUGCUUGCUGGAAGAUUGGCAUAGUGUCCUUGGAGAUCGAAAGAAGACCUCUAACACCUUCCGGGAGUUCAUCAUUUACGACAACCUUCAAGCCUUCCCCGCUUACAUCAUUUACUACUCCAGAGAGGAAAUAUGGGACACCAUCCCGAUCCUCCGAGCCGAGAGCGCGAGCCGCACGCCACGUGGCCGCCGCGUGACCGUCGCGUGGGGGCGGAGGGCCGACGGCUGCAUGAGGCUCCUGCUGCCGGCACUCGCCUUGGGCGCAGACGUGCGAAAGAAAAGCGACGACUUUUGGACCUGUGCCGACGACCUGCGCUGGCAUCGCUUGCGGGAGACGGUGCGAUAUGUUGUUUGGAAGCCCGGCGAUCCACUGCGCACCUCCGUCGAGGGCUUUGCCACCCUGGUGCCCUUGUGGCUCAGCAUCAGCACAGGACACGAGAAUCUCUCCCAACUGACCGAGGAGUCUCCGUGUCCUGCGGGCGAGGUCUUCUUCAUGUUGCUUCAUUUCCUGAUGUCUCAGCUCAAGCAGCUCCGCAAGGACGGCAGCAUCGACAUGGAGGGCCUCGUCAGUGCUCUGGCCAUGCUCCGCGUGAGGAUCCCCUCGAUGUCGGGAGCCCUGCGUUCCACGUGGCCGAUCUUCGGAGUGCUUGCGCUGAUCCAGCAGAAACUCCUCAAGCUGGGUGUGGGCGGCGUGCGGGGCACUGGCAUGGCGCUCCGCCACGGUGCCGCGCCCUUCAGCGAAGCGCUCCUGCAAUUUGCAGGCAUUUGCGAAGAUGGCCAGGAGCUGUUCCAGCACAUUUCAACUUGGCUAGAGGUGGGCAUGCUGCCAUCGAAAGCGCGUCUCGCCGCCUGGGCGACCGUCGCCGGCGCGGGUCGGGCCUGCGACGGGCAACACCAAGCGCUGGCACGGCUGGUGGCCAGGGGUGCGCUGCCGGCGAAGCCAUGGCAGAUCUCUUUGGAUGAAGGGAAUGCGAGCGAGUGGAGGAAGGAUUUCACACGUUUGCUGACCUUUUUGGAUCACAGCUUGCUGAGCACGAGUUGGAAUCGCUUGGUCUUCAGCGGUUGGCCCCUCCUGGCCGUGCUGCAUCGGCUGCAGGAGAUCCACUUCCGUGACGCCUGCUGCGCCAGCGCCGGUGGCUACCUGCUGCGCAGCCGUUCCGCGCGCCCCUCCUCGGCCGAAGAAGACCGCGAAAGUGGCGCGGCAGUGUGGCUCUGCGUCAGUCGGCACCGCGGCGACCUGGUCGCCGAGAGGUGGCGCAGCCACGGAGAGUUCGCGGACUGCUCGGCCAUCGCCCAGCGACUGGGGGUGGCGGAGCUCGGAGUGGGAGGCUUCCUGGAUGUAGGUGCCAACCUGGGCAGCUGCUCUCUUCUAUUGGCACAGCAGGGCUUCUCAGUGACGUCACUGGAGCCCAAUGAGCACAGCGCCCGGCUGCUGCGUGCGGCGGUGCUGCGCAACAGCCUGGAGCAGCACGUCCGGGUGGUGCAGGCCGCCGCCGGUGCCCACGGUGUCCGGGCCUCCGUGCACUGCAGCGCGCAUAGCGCGAGGUGCCAGGUCUUUGAGGAUGCCGCUGGGGAUGUGCAGAGCGUGGCGUUGGAUUCCCUGACCGAGCUCGGCCCACCUGAGCGAGAUUGGCCUCUGCAUGCACUGAAGAUCGAUGUGGAGGGAUCAGAGGAGCAGGUGAUUCAUGGCGCUCAGCGGCUCUUGGCCUCGAAGCCCUUGCUUUUUCUGGAGCUGCACGCCUAUGAGCUUCGCUUCGAGCGGGGCGGAUCCAGUGGACAGCUGGUGGACAGGCUGCUUGAUGAGUUGGGCUACCAGUCAGUGGAGCCACUGGAGUCUGAUCUCCGCUGCGAGGAAUCUGAGAGCCCGCCUGGCAAUGGCACCUACCCGGGCGCCACGUGGGGCCCGGCCGCGACGAUGCUGGGCCAACCCUUUGAGGUGGCUUCUCCUUGCCUUUGCGCCCAAACGUGCUGGAAGAGGCUGCUUCAAGGAUGCCGCUGCUGGAGCUUCCAGAUGCGACUGAAGGAAUGCCAGUUCUACAGGAGUUGCCAUCCACCCGCGGCCUUAGCGCCGGCAGCAUCGGUGGCAGGGGAGAUGAACGGAAACUGGGAAGAUGUCCACCGUUUCGGAGGUUUUGGUCCGUUCCAGCUCCAGCUCCAGCUCCGUUGGUCUUCUCUGCGGAUGACCAAAAAGGUGCGUGCUCGCAGCCCACGGAUCCCAGUCCGGCCGCAUCACCCUGGGCUUUUGUAG